GGAGCUGGCGCGCAGGUCGCAUGGGGGAGUCUAUCCCGCUAGCCGCCCCGGUGCCGGUGGAACAGGCGGUGCUGGAGACGUUCUUCUCUCACCUGGGUAUCUUCUCUUACGACAAGGCCAAGGACAAUGUGGAGAAGGAACGAGAGGCCAACAAGAGCGCGGGGGGCAGCUGGCUGUCGCUGCUGGCGGCCUUGGCGCACCUGGCCGCGGCCGAGAAGGUCUAUCACAGCCUCACCUACCUGGGGCAGAAACUAGGGGGCCAGUCGUUCUUCAGCAGGAAAGACUCCAUCCGCACCAUCUACACUUCCCUGCAUAACGAACUGAAGAAAGUGGUGGCCGGCCGCGGAGCCCCGGGCGGAACGGCUCCUCACGUGGAGGAACUUCUCCCCCACCUGUCAGAGCAGCUCUGUUUCUUUGUUCAGGCUCGGAUGGAGAUCGCAGACUUCUACGAGAAGAUGUACGCCCUCAGCACACAGAAGUUCAUCAACACGGAAGAGCUGGUCAGCACCUUGGAUACCAUCCUCAGGAAGUACAGCUCCAGAUUUCACCACCCCAUCCUCAGCCCUCUGGAGAGCAGUUUCCAGCUGGAAGUGGGCGUGCUGAGUCAUCUCCUCAAGGCGCAGGCCCAGAUCUCAGAGUGGAAGUUCCUCCCGUCCCUGGUUACCUUGCACAGUGCUCACACGAAGCUUCAGAGCUGGGGCCAGACCUUUGAGAAGCAACGGGAGACCAAGAAGCACCUGUUCGGAGGACAGUCUCAGAAGGCCGUGCAGCCGCCACACCUUUUCCUCUGGCUGAUGAAACUCAAGACCAUGCUCUUGGCCAAGUUCAGCUUUUACUUCCACGAGGCGCUGAGCCGACAGACGACCGCCUCCGAAAUGAAAGCGCUGACGGCCAAGGCCAGCCCGGACCUCUUUGGAAAGAUCUCCAGUUUUAUCAGGAAAUACGACGCUGCCAACGUGUCCUUAAUUUUUGACAACCGGGGCUCAGAGAGCUUUCAGGGUCAUGGCUACCACCACCCACAUUCCUACCGAGAGGCCCCCAAGGGAGUGGACCAGUACCCAGCCGUGGUGUCUCUGCCCAGUGACAGGCCUGUCAUGCACUGGCCCAAUGUUAUCAUGAUCAUGACAGACCGAGCAUCGGACCUGAACAGCUUGGAGAAAGUGGUCCACUUCUAUGAUGACAAAGUCCAGAGCACCUACUUCCUGACCCGCCCGGAACCCCACUUCACCAUCGUCGUCAUUUUUGAGUCAAAGAAGUCUGAGAGAGACUCCCAUUUUAUUUCCUUCCUCAACGAGCUCUCGCUUGCCCUUAAGAACCCCAAAGUGUUUGCAAGUCUGAAGCCUGGAUCCAAAGGUUAGCAGGAGCUUGCCCAAGGAUUUCCAAGAUUGGAUACAUUGUUCUUAGUUGAGUAGUUUGUGAUUUGAAUUUACCUUAGCUCACGAUUCUUUCUGAGCCGAGCUAAAGACAGAACCUCCCUAAUCAUGUUGCACCAUUCAUAAGGACGAGUCUCCAAAGAGUCGUCUCAAAGAACCGCGGUGACUGAACCACCGUGGUACAGCAAAGGCGAAUCAGCAUUUUCUGAUUUCCCAGUAUUUCAUGCCAAUUGAAUAUUUGUUGGUUUCUCAUUUAUCUUUGCAGGUUUGUUGUUGUUGUUGCUGCUGCUGCUAUUCUGACCAUUGUGCCCCAGUGCGCUUCCUAGCACCUCCCCCACCCCCUCUGCCCCUGAGGAGCCACAGGGAGAAGAUGGGAUUGUUUUCAGUUUCACAAACAUUAGUAUUAACUAGUUUUACAAGAUAAAAUAAUUAGUAUACUGUAAUUAGAAUCUUGGUAAGAAAUUCGUCAGGAGGUAAAGUGGGAGAUGACGGUUGAUACUGGUCCUUACAGCAGUUUAACCAGCCACAGGUCCUUUUCAGGUUACCCUCAGCUCCAUCCACAUCAGUCUUUACCUUUAAAGGGUUUGGUAGUCACCUGUGCCAAGUCAGCCCAAGCCAUCGUUCAGACUCUCCUCACUGUGGCUUAUUGUUGCUGGCUGGAUGUCACUUCUCUGCUGAACCAGGUUUGCCUCCACACCUGUUCUUCUCAGGUUUGGAAAGCACACAGCCAUGUGCUUGUAACCGUAUCUGGGUUUCUCACACAGCACAGUUCAUUUUUAUAAAUCAAAAUGACGGAUUUAAUACUUUUUGCUUGCUACACAACUAGUUCUGCUCCAUAGUCAGGGGAUCAGCUGAGCCCCACAGCACCUCUGGGCGUGGUCUCUUGCCUUCUGGAGACGAUUGACGUUCAGAAGCAGUGCCCAGCUCCUCCACACUGGCAGCUCUGUCCUCCUCCUCCUGCGUGUUCACAGGGAAGCGGAUGGAAAGAGAUCACCAAGAAGCAUUAAGCUGUUACUGCUGCGUUUGUCUCCUGGAGCUCCUAUAAACGUUACAGUCAGGUUAAGGCUUUCCUUGUGCUUGUGUGGAGCCCCUGUCUGAUGGGGUGUCCACAGAGCGCGAGGCUCAUGCAGGGCGGUGGAGCCCCUCCCAGGCCUCCUGGUCAAGGGGGGGCCUCCUGUACAAGAGUCCACUGGCCAACUAUCUGCAUCUCCCCACUUAGACACAAACUUAAGCCAGCUGUCUUUAAACAGAGGGUAGUGAUUUACUCUGCAUUGUCUCCAGGUUAUAUACAAAUAGGAACGAAUCUUAAAAUACUGACCUUACAUUAAAAAAUUGAAAACACUUGGAAUUAAAAACCGAACCAUUUUUUUUUCUUUUUGUGUUUUGCUGAGAAACUGAAAAAUAACCCUUGGUAUGUAUUUAGGUUUUUUCCACCAUUAGCCUUAAUGAUGUGGUUCCCAAUACCUAAAAGAAGAUAUAGGCUUCAGUAGACCACGGAGGGAUGUAUAUAAAACACAUACAAAUAUGUAUUACUUAAAAUGGUCAAGUGUAUUUAUAUAUAUAUUUGAAUUGUAUAUUUAUUUUUAAACAUAUUUUGAGUAAUCUAAGAGGAAUUUACAAAGAACAGGAAGCAGAUAUGAAUAUUAAGAAAAUCUAUGGCAACAUAAACUCUUAAUUCCCUAUGCACUGUCAGUAUUGGAGGAACCUCAAAGAUUAGUUCUGACUCUUUAAUCAUUUCUCAAACUCCUCAAUAAAGUUUUUUAUAUAUA
Mus pahari (shrew mouse) is the source of this 3142-nucleotide messenger RNA. It is a transcript of the gene Kics2, whose product is annotated as chromosome 9 C12orf66 homolog. The transcript has 3 exons. The coding region runs from base 21 to 1358 and encodes 445 amino acids. Gene Ontology annotation, biological process: negative regulation of TORC1 signaling; cellular response to amino acid starvation; protein localization to lysosome. Gene Ontology annotation, cellular component: KICSTOR complex. Lineage: Eukaryota; Metazoa; Chordata; Mammalia; Rodentia; Muridae. The record is from RefSeq and is a predicted model, not a curated record.